AUGAAGAAAAAAGCACCCAAGCUCAGCAAAAAGGCACUCAGCGUUCUAGGCCAAGGCGAAAAUGACAGAGUUUCCAAGCGGUCAGAGUCAACUGAAGACUUCAUGGAAGAUGGAGCCAUCGAAGAAGAGUCAGGAGACCGCUGGCUCGGUUCAGACUUGGCGAAGGCAUUGAGGUUUUAUCAAAAAGCUUAUGUGAGCUACAAGACUGCCGUAUCGAUCCCAACUUCAGAUAAAGCGCUUUUGCUAGAUGCCUACUACAACGCAGCUCGGUUGCUCUUCCAUGUAUUCAUCCAGUAUGGAAAGACGGACGGGGUCAAUGUGCAUAGGUUGACAAAUGUUGGAGAGGUGCUUACUGGUGACAGUAACAGUGUUGUCCAGAAUAUCUUCAGUAUUGUGGAAGUGCAUGAGAGUGCACUUCAAGUGGACCUCACCAAUCCUCCAUUGGACCUACAAUUCAAUGCUGCAUUGGUCUACACUGAGGCGAUAGAGGAAGCUGAGACCCUCAGUGAAGAUCUCGUCUACAAGGCAAUGGCGCUUUUCCAGGAGGUUUUGCGCAGACAGGUUCUGGAGUUCCAAGACUUCCUCAAAUUCAUGCUAGAGCCUGAAACUCCACAAACUCAGGGUCUGGACGUUCCUCUGGAAGAUCAAAAGUACUCGAGCAGCAAGACUAUACAACCUCCUGAUAUUCUUGAUACAGUGGUUUCAGCUUACGGUCUAGUGCAAACCAUACUAGAGAGUGUUACUUCAUCUGCUGGCAGUCUCGAAGAGGCUGUUUCGCUAGUGGGGCCUUUUGUCCAAACCAUGGAAGAGGUUGCUACUGAAAUUGUUCUGAAAUACUCUGAACAGAACAACGAGCAGAGCGAUAUAGUGGCUUCCAUCGAAUCGGACCAACUCAACGAGUACUUCAUAUCCAAGGCAACUUGCCAGGCACUAUCGACCGAUUCCAUAGAGCAAAUUGCUGCUUCCUUUGAUGGUGACCUCCCCGACGUGCCAGAGCGCUAUAUGCUGGCAGCUGACGCAAUCGAUACAAUCUUAGAUCGCCACGACGCUCACCUGAAUCCUCAGGCUAUAGAUGCAGAAACAUACUGGCAGGCUUUGACCAAAAUGAACGUCUACUUCAAGAAGGCGCAGGAGCUUCUAAGUGCCAGAAACCAGGAGAUUAAAACUAAGAAUCUCACAAACACAGAACUUGGCUUGGGAGCCCUCAUUGCCCAAAUUUGCAAAGUCUACAUUGCCAGGUCCGACAUCGACUUGCAGCGGAGCCAACUUAGCCUUGAAGUAGCGCAGAAAAGCUCAAGUGUGCUCCUAAACAACGCAAAGGCAUUUUUGAAGAGUUCCAUGAACAUGAGUAAAUCUUCAGGAGGACUUCGAGAGAAAGCCGUCGAAAAAGCACAAAGAGACCGCAGGCGUUAUGAAGCAGUCUCCAGACUUUGCGUGCUUGAAGGGAAACUCGACACCGAUGAACUCAACAGAAUCAUGGGCGAAGGCAUGUGGGAGGAGGAUAUCGCCACCUACAAAGAGUUCUGGUACUUCCAGAAGUUCUUCCAAUAA
Molecule: messenger RNA, 1551 nt
Organism: Candidozyma duobushaemuli
Lineage: Eukaryota; Fungi; Ascomycota; Pichiomycetes; Serinales; Metschnikowiaceae
Exons: 2
Coding region: 1-1551 (516 amino acids)
Source: RefSeq, a predicted model, not a curated record